Messenger RNA from Exophiala spinifera, 807 nucleotides. RefSeq lists its product as uncharacterized. Bases 1 to 807 code for a protein of 268 amino acids. Lineage: Eukaryota; Fungi; Ascomycota; Eurotiomycetes; Chaetothyriales; Herpotrichiellaceae. The record is from RefSeq and is a predicted model, not a curated record. The transcript is spliced from 2 exons.
AUGGCUCGUACGGCCCUCACUCUCUGUUGUCUGGUCGCGGCAGUCUACGCCGUCGCGGUCCAGAACGAAAGGCGUCAAAACGGCUAUUAUUUCAAGCCUGAGCUGGCCACGUCCUAUUGGAAUGAUUCUGGCCUUCCAAUCCUCUUCAAUUUCAGCGACUCGCAGUUCUCCAACACUGUGGAUGGUGAUCCCGCAGGCAGUUCAUAUUGGACAAGCUCCUCCAUUACUGGGACAAACGGCCAGCAGUACCUGGCCGUCUCGCACGCUCUCAUCUUCAACGGUGCCAACAACGAAACGUUCUACCGUGCCUCUGUUCUCCCGCUCAGUCGUCCCGAGGACUACAGUUCUUUCAUCGUCUCCACCAAUGAGAGUGCCCUCGCGGCUGGCUCUCAACUCAAAGUCACCGUCGAUGGCAAUGGAUUCCAAGGUCUUACUGAAGACAACGUGUCGCAGAUGCGCACAUACAGUAACCAUGACAAAGUUACAUUCGACAUCACCUACAAUGCCACGUCUCCAGCGCUGGUAGACGCUGCCGUUGGUCUGUUCACAUUUGGUACCGGAGUAAGCUAUGAAUGGGGUCUCCCGAAUUGCUACACGGAAGGCGCACUGCUUGUCGACGGGAGCUCGGUGACUAUUGACCCAGCUAACUCGUUUACCUGGUACGAUCGACAGUGGAACAACGGGAUCCCAUCUACUGGAAAUUGGACGUGGUUCGAGCUGCACAUCCCCCACACAGGGUACAGGCUCAGCGUCUGGGCCGUCGACAAUGCUCAGCCUUAUCAACGCCUCCGGUUCGCUACAAUUUGA